CCGGCGGACCUGACUGACGGCCGUGUCGUCCUAUCAGUGCUUCCUAGAGAUCCUAGGUCCGGCCAGAUCACCGCAUUUCCGCGGCACGGAGUGUCUUCUAGACUCUCUCAGAACCCGGUAAUCGAGAUGAUGCUGCAUCUCCUGGAUCAUAUGCCAGAGGAUCGGCCAGUUAGAGACACAGACUCCAUUCCUUUGUCGAAAGGGACUUCAGGUAAGAAUGUAAAGGCCCAGUCACGCUCGGGCAGGAUGAACCGAGAGAAACUGAACUACAGACCCUUUCAACUCCAUGAAGAUCCCAUGGUGGUGAAGGAACUCUCUCCAAAGCAACGAGAUAAAAGCAGAAGGCCAAGGACUAACAUGAAGCGGUCCACCACUACCCAACCAGACCUACGGACACUUGCUGUGCUCCAGGAGCCUGUGAGGCAGAGGCCACCGUGGGUCUCAGCAUCCCUGCGCUCCUUGGUGACCCGGCACGCCCAGGUUCCUAGGAGGAAAGCACAUAUGCAGCGCCAGUGUCCCUCGACUGCAGCAGGCAGUACACAGUCUCGAGUCCACGUGGGACGCAGACCUGGGCCAAAUGACAGACGCAGCCACACAGCCCCUCCCACAUUUAAGGACUAUGUGAUGGAUGAAAACCCCAGUAUGGAAGUAACCAGUGAGCCCAGCCAACCUACUCACAUUAUGACUACUGACUCUACACAUGCGGAAGAGACCUCCAGGUCUCCUGAGAAAAUGUCCAAAGUUGAAAAGCUUGAACAGAGAAGCUCACUGGAGUGUGCUGAGAAGGCUGCAGAACUUCGAGCUACCAUUAAAGAGAACGUGGAGCUGAUUCGACUUAAGAAGCUCUUAUACGAGAGGAGUGCCUCGCUGGCAGCCACAGAAGCCCAGCUGACACGAGUUCAAGAGGCAUAUGAAGACUUGCUCCAGAAGAAUCAGGGAAUCUUGGAUGCAACCCAUGAUGCCUUCCUCAGCCAAGUGAAUGAACUCAAAGCAGAACUGAGUGAAGAGAGCAAGAAGGCUGUGAGCUUGAGGAUCCAGCUGGGAGAUGUGUCUAUCCUGCAGAAAACUCUGAAGGAGUUUCAGGUCAGAGUUGAAGAUUUGGAAAGUGAACGAAAACUGCUGAGUGACAGUUAUGACAGACUCUUAGAAAACAUGCUGGAGAGCAGUCACCAGCCUCUGGAGAGCAGUCACCAGCCUCACUGGAACAGGGAGCUCAUGGCGGAGCAGCUCCCACAGCAAGUCUGUCCACUGCUGGACCAAGUAGGCGCUGAGCUGGAGGAGACCAAAGUCUUGCUUCAAGUAACCAACCAAGUAGCUCAAGAUGAACAGUUGACGUUUCAAGUCACCAGCAUCCUUUGCCAGCAUAAACAGGAAGAAGAGAACCUUCAGUCAACAGCCACCAUACCCCUGUUUCCAGAAGAGCUGUUUGAACUGGCUGUUCAGCCAACUCUACUCGCACAGACAGUUCAGAGAGAGUCCAGUGAACCAAGAGUCCAAGAGGAGAGUAGCCUGUCCCAGGUGCUGAAUGAGCUGCAAGUGUCACACGCAGAGACCGCACUGGAGCUGGAGAAAACCAGAGACAUGCUUCUUCUGCAGCGCAAGAUCAACUUGUGUUAUCAGGAGGAGCUGGAGGCAACGCUGACAAAGGCUGACAAGGAAAAUAGGGACCACGAAGAGACGAUGGAGAGGCUGACUCACCUCCUAGACUUCAAGAACAGCCGCAUAAUGCAGCUGGAAGGUAUUUUAAGAAGUCACGGCCUUCCAACAUCUGAGCAGCUCAAAGACGUUGCUUAUGGCACUCGGCAACCAUCGCUGUGUCUGGAGUCCCCGGCAGCCCACAGAGGCGAGGAUGAAGUGGACAUGUCUCUGCUGCAUCCAAGCGAGAACCUUUUUGAGCUGCACAUCCACCAGGCCUUCCUGACCCCCGCUGCCCUCAUACAGGCUGGGGAUGCGCAGCCUACCACUUUCUGCACUUACUCCUUCUAUGAUUUUGAAACACACUGCACCCCAUUCUGUACUGGGCCACAGCCCCUCUAUGACUUCACCUCCCAGUAUGUAGUGCAGACCGACUACCUCUUCCUGCACCACCUUCACGGAACCUCAGUACGGCUUGACCUCCAUCAGGCCAUGGCUAGUGAGCACCAGGUCCUUGCUACGGGAUGGAUUUCAUUGGACAAGGUGCUAGAGACUGUGGAGCGAGUCCAUGGCUUGGCCACACUUACUGGAGCUGGCGGAGAAGACUUGGGGGUGUUAGAAUACUGGAUGAGACUGUGCUUGCCCCUAAAAUCCAGCCUCCAGGCAUGCAAUAAGCGAAAGAAAGCCCAGGCCUACCUGUCAGUCAAUGUGCUUGGAGGUUGGAAGGCGCAGAAUGAUGAGUCCAGAUCCGAAGCCUGGGCACCUCAGAAUGAGCUGCGGAUUGAAAUCACCAGGUGCUGCGGCCUCCGGAGUCGGUGGGGAGGAAGGCAGCCCAGCCCGUACGUCAUGUAUCGCUUCUUCACCUUUCCCGACCAUGCCACCACUGUCAUUCCGGCCAGCAGUGACCCGUACUUUAAAGACCAGGCUCUGUUCCCCGUGCCUGUGACCUCUGACCUGGACGAGUACCUGAGGCGGGAAGCUCUGUCUCUAUAUGUUUUCGAUGAUGAAGACCCAGAGCCUGGCUCCUUUCUCGGCCGAGUCCAGGUGCCCUUGCUGCCUCUUGCACAAAACAAAUCUCUCAAAGGUGAUUUCAACCUUACAGACGCUGGGGAGAUGUCCAAUGGCUCCAUCCAAGUGCAGCUAGACUGGAAGUCUCACCAUCUGCCCCCAGAGAGCCUCCAGAUGUCAGAAGCUGAGAAGCAGGCGGAGGGAGACAAGGACGAGGUUCAGGAGGAGGAGGCAGAGGAAGAAGAGGAGGAGGAAGAAGAGGAUGAGGAGAAGGAAGAUGAGGAAGAGGAAGGGGAGGAAGAGGAAGGGGAGGAGGAAGAGGAGGAGGAAGAGAAGGUAGAAGAGAAGGAGGAAGAGAGGAAGGAAGAGAAGGAGGAAGAGAAGGAGGAAGAGAAGGAGGAAGAGAAAGAGAAAGAGAAGGAGGAAGAGAAGGAGGAAGAGAAGGAGGAAGAGAAGGAGGAAGAGAAAGAGAAAGAGAAGGAGGAAGAGAAGGAGGAAGAGAAGGAGGAAGAGAAGGAGGAAGAGAGGGAAGAGGAGGAGAAGGAGGAAGAGAAGGAGGAGGAGGAAGAAGAGGAGGAAGAGAAGGAGGAAGAGAAGGAAGAAGAGAAGGAGGAAGAGAAGGAAGAAGAGAAGGAGGAAGAGAAGGAGGAAGAGGAAGAAGAGGAGGAUGAGGGAGAGGAGGAGGAAGAGAAGGAGGAAGAGAAGGAAGAAGAGAAGGAGGAGGAGAAGGAGAAGGAGAAGGAGAAGGAGAACAAAGAUGGCUUGGAGGUCUCAUUCACAGAAGAGCAGACCCCUUUUCUUCCCCAGGCUCAGAUAGCAUCUACAGAGAUUCCCAUAGAGGCUGGCCAGUAUCAAGAGAAGAGAAAACCUCCUGUAAUAGCAGAAAGGAAGGAAAAAGAGCGGCAGGUCACAAGCUACUCACGAAGAAAACACAGCAAAAAACCAGGUGUCCAAGGCAAAAACAGAAUGGAAUAUCUGAGCUGUAACAUCUUGAAUGGAGACAUACAGCAGAUGCGUUACACUGAGUGGAAGUUCUCAGGGCUCAAGAUGUAUGAGGAUGAUGGUUUGAAAGUUCAGCAGAAGGAAGAGGAACAGCCAUCACCCCAUUCAGCACUGAGACAGGACCAACCCUCACAUUCUAUAAAUGCCUCCUCCCCAACAGACCAAGAAUCCAGUGAACAAGCUUCUGAAGUCAGUGAAGCACACACUCCUGACAGCGAUGAUAUCGUAGUGACACCCCAGUCUCAGACGUGUCCUAAAGCUGAUUCAGAGAAGAUGUGCAUUGAAAUAGUCUCCCUGGCCUUCUGCCCUGAGGCUGACGUCAUGGCGGAUGAGAAUAUCCGGCAGGUAUAUGUGGAGUACAAAUUCUGUGAUCUGCCUCUAUCGGAGACAGAGACUCCAGUGUCCCUGAGGAAACCAAGGGCAGGCGAAGAAAUCCACUUCCACUUUAGCAAGGUGAUAGAUCUGGACCCAGUGGAGCAUCAAGACCGACGGCAGUUUUUGUUUGCCAUGCUACAAGCUCAAAAUUCUGAUGAGGGACGUUUAAAGUUUACAGUGGUAAGCGAUCCUCUGGAUGAAGAAAAAAAAGAAUGUCAAGAUAUAGGCUAUGCAUACCUCGAACUGUGGCAGAUAUUUCAAUCCGGAAAAGAUAUCCUAGAGCAAGAACUAGAGAUUGUGAGCCCUGGAAACCAGGCCAUCCAAAUUGGAAGGCUGAAGGUUUCCCUCCAAGCAACUGCUGCCCUCCAUGGCAUUUAUAAGGAGAUGACUGAAGAUCUGUUUUCAUAAGUUCUACUCCACUCUACAAUUUGAGGGAAUCACAGUUCAACGUGUCUUAUAAAAUAACAUGCUAUGCCAUAAA
Molecule: messenger RNA, 4501 nt
Organism: Rattus norvegicus (Norway rat)
Lineage: Eukaryota; Metazoa; Chordata; Mammalia; Rodentia; Muridae
Source: RefSeq, a predicted model, not a curated record